Cololabis saira (Pacific saury) is the source of this 3243-nucleotide messenger RNA. RefSeq names its product IKAROS family zinc finger 5 (gene ikzf5). Bases 332 to 1624 code for a protein of 430 amino acids. NCBI's taxonomy places the organism in Eukaryota, Metazoa, Chordata, Actinopteri, Beloniformes, Belonidae. The transcript has 5 exons. Gene Ontology annotation, cellular component: nucleus. The record is from RefSeq and is a predicted model, not a curated record. Gene Ontology annotation, biological process: regulation of transcription by RNA polymerase II. Gene Ontology annotation, molecular function: DNA-binding transcription factor activity, RNA polymerase II-specific; RNA polymerase II cis-regulatory region sequence-specific DNA binding.
UUAACCCGUAUUGGCUGGCUAAUUGUUUUGAUUUUGCUGGCUUUUUUUUCCCUUUCUCUUGAAAAUCAUCGCGUUAAAGAAAGGGGUUGUAUAUGCAAAGCACAUGUAUAUGUAACAGGCGCACACCUCCUGAGGACUUUCUCAGCCGUAAAUAACCCUGUGUUGGGCGUUUUGGGGCGUUGCUGGUGACAAAGAUGCUCUUCCCCGGGUGAGCUAAGGGUUAUCCCGUCUUUGUGUCUGGAUCGCCACCAAACGGCCCCUAACCCGAUAAAACCGGUGAUAAUUGCCGGCUGUUUGUCCUCGAGGAGUGUAAAACGGUGACUUUUUUCCAAUGGGGGAGGAAAAGCCGGACACGCUGGACUUUGUGAAGGAUUUCCAGGAGUAUCUGAGCCAGCAGACCCAGCAUGUCAACAUGAUAUCAGGCUCUGUCAGCGGAGUCAAGGAGGCAGACGAGCUGCCUGCAGUUAAUUUUGCUAAAAUGCUGCCUGCAGACUGCAGUCAGAAUGGGCUGGAUCACCCCUCAGUGGACAUGUCCCUGGAGGACAACUCUGGGAUCUUGGUGGAUGGUUUUGAGAGGACCUAUGAUGGGAAGCUAAAGUGCCGCUACUGCAACUAUGCCACCAGAGGCACUGCACGGCUCAUUGAACAUAUCCGAAUUCACACGGGAGAAAAACCUCAUCGCUGCCACCUCUGCCCAUUUGCUUCAGCCUAUGAGCGGCACCUGGAGGCCCACAUGCGAUCGCACACAGGCGAGAAGCCCUACAAGUGUGAGCUGUGCUCCUUCCGCUGCAGCGACCGUAGCAACUUGUCACACCAUAGACGCAGGCGUCACAAACUUCUACCAAUGAAAGGCGCCCGCGCACUUUCCCACAAGAAAAUGCUGAGUGUAUUACAGAAAAAAGCUAGCUCAUUGGGCUAUGGCCGACGGCUCCUUGUCAACUUUAGCCCCCCUUCUAUGGUGGUGCACAAGGCUGACAAUGUGAACGACUUCUCCCAUGAGCUGCCCCACUUACGUCAGGAGACCUAUGACGGUCAAAGUCGAGCAGUCGAGGAUGGACUAUCCACAAAUCAAAAUCACCAUCGUCUCGAUAUGGUCAUGGACAACCCCUUGAACCAGUUGUCAACGUUGGCAGGCCAGUUGGCGAGUCUCCCAUCUGAGUCCCAGACCCAGAGUCAGCCCCCCAUGUCUCCAGAGUCUGUUGUGGAUGAGAAACCUUUCCUCAUCCAGCAGCCGCAUCCCGCCACAGCUCCCGUGGCUGUCACAGCCAGCAUGGCUCAUGCUUCUUCCUCAUCUCCAGUCACCCCAGAACCCAGGGCUCCUGCGCACAGUAACUGCAGUCCUGGAGGCGGACCGUGCAGCGAUCACAGUGGGCACAUGAGCACUCCCAGUAUCUCCAACAGCCAGCCCAGCACACCGGCGCCCGGCAUGUCCGCCCCACUUCAGGACCCUCACAUGCUUCAUCACUGCCAGCACUGUGACAUAUUCUUCCCAGACAACAUCCUGUUCACCAUCCACAUGGGUUGCCAUGGAUACGAAAACCCAUUCCAGUGCAACAUCUGCGGCCACAAGUGCAAGAGCAAGUAUGACUUUGCCUGCCACUUUGCUCGUGGCCAGCACAAGUAAAGGCCGAGCAAGGAAAACUUUGAAAGAUGUUUUACUGGACAGUUACUGGAUAGUUUUAUUUAUGGGUUUUUCUCUUGGCCUUUUAUGUAGCUCUGUCUUUGAUAGAUGUAUUUACACAGGUCUGGGUGUUGAAUAACUUAAACCUGGACAAAAGUCGUUAAUACUUCCUGUGAAGUGGUUACAUGAAUACAGGGAAACAAAGACAAUAAGGGAACUAGUUGUUUGUGGAUCCAAGUGGGUCACAAAUUAAUUCGCAAACAGUCCUGAAACUACAUCUACUUAUGCUCUGAUUUAAACUUGGAGUUGGCCUUGGGUGAUCUCACUUAAGCCUUGUUGAAGUUAUUUCCUAACUUGGUGCAUUAUUACUAUUUUUUGCAGUGCCUGACAGUCAUUUUCUUAUGUUUCUGAGUUGGAGAGGACUGUUAAUUCAAAGACUAGUGUACAAUAGCUAGACCCAAAACCUUAAAAAAAAUUACUGUAGUUUUACCAUGUUGGCUAUAUUAUGUUUUUCUUUUCUUUUUUUAAAAAUAAAUAUUGCCAAAAUUGUUUUUCAAGACUGCUGCUAAGAAACUAGAGGCAAUGCCAGCUGUACUGUGUCUGUUGCAUCAGCAGUAAAACCUGGCCAACGUUGCUUUUGGUGUUUUUUUGGGGGGGGGGUCAAUAAGCUGCUUUUGUUCUGUCAUUUAAAGUUCCUCCAUGCAGUGACCUACAAUACCGAUAACAAGGUAACUGACCAUGUUAAAAGAGCUUUGGUUUAAAGGGUUUUAUCCUGUUUAACAUGAGAUUGGAUCAAGUUAUUUUAAUAUGGAGCAUCUUUGUUCGGAACAGAAUCACAAAGUCUUGUGUUUCAUGUAAACGUAUCCCCCCUCAGAAUUGCCACGUAGUACUGAAGAUGCAACUUUCAAACUUUGUGGUGACUCACACUUUGUGAUCACAUUGAUCAGACGGAGCCCAGUUCUUUCCUGAAUAUUUAACCCAGUAUUGUAUUCUGAAUAAUUGGAUAGAUGUUCAGUGUCAAAAAAAAAAAAAUCAAAUUGUAUUGCAGUAAGAUGUGCUACUUUAGCAAGGUUGUCUUUUGUCUUGGGUAAUGUUGUCUGUUGCAUAGCAACAUGUGUGGAGGAAAUAUUUACUGUUUUAUGAAGCACCUCCUUGUUACCAUACUUAUCAGUAAUUGGGAUAUCCAGUAAUGGCUGCCUUAUUUUUGUUUGUGUCGUAGAUUUGUGAGUAACGGUGAAUGUUAAAGCCUUCUGGCAUUCUCUUUGAAAUGAAACGGCAGAUCAUUUUAUUGUGAGAUGGUUUAAAUUGACUAAUUUAUAAGUAAAGUGUUUUCUAACUCAGCUUCAUGUUUUGUUUUCUUUUCCCCCAGUGUCAAAAACACAAGUUAAUAGAAGUCAAAUUUAAUGGUAAGGUGAGUGUGGUGUAAUGAAGUACACAAACACAGACAGAUCUUUUGAGGAUGCGUUUAAUUGAGUAAUAUAAGAGGAAGGAAAUGAUGAGAAUAACAGAGCAGUGUUUUAAUGAAGAGAACAGAAGGUUUACUGGAGCAUGUCACUGCAGUAUCAAGUUAAGCCUCAUUUUGCUUUUCAGUCCCUUCCUCCUUUUUCUCCGACUCUGGAAAA